AUGGAAAAUUUUCACAUCACAACUGAUAAUUACGGUAACCUAACAAUAUCGCCGACUGAUUACGGUUCAUGGGAUAACGAUUCUCCGAAUACGAGUUGCUCCAUGAGCCAGGCGUUUUUUUCCGAAAACUGCGAAUCGUGUAGCGAUGGCACUCGAAAUUUAAUAUUGAAUGGGGAUUAUUUACGUGCGAAAAUAGGCCGACGUUUUAAAAACUGGGAUGUUCCGUACUUGGCAAUAUUUUUGGCCAACAAUAAAAACGUGGUUAAACUGUGCUUAGCAAACAACGUCAUCGAUUCUGCUGGUUUCAUCGGUUUAAUCACUCAUUUACUUGUGCACGAGUACGUUCAAGAAUUAGAUUUGCGCAACAAUCACAUAGGCGACCCUGGAAUAAAUUUCAUGUACUACAAUAGAGACAAAUUAAAGUUAAAAGUCCUUCGAUUGCGCGGAAAUGAAAUUGGGACGCGAAAUGGCACAAAAGUUGCGCUGACGGUAGCGGACAAUAAAUUCAUUCAACACCUGGACGUCGCCGAAACGAAUCAAAACGAAAGUAGCUUGAUUUAUUUCACGACUGUACUGAGAUCGGAUUUGGGGUUCGACAACAAUCUCAAGAUUCUUGACUUGAGCCGACCCAGUCCCAAGUGCGCGUAUUCCAAAGCGGACGGUCAGCAUGUCGCUGAAACCAUUGGAAUCGCGUUGCGAUACAACGCAACGUUGGAAGAAUUGCAUUUGCAAAAAUUUAGCUUCAGUUGUCACGACGUGGAGGACAUGCUUCGAAACGCUGGGCACAACAGGACUCUGAGGCUACUGGAUCUGCGUUGCAAUAAUAUUGGAGACCAUGGGGUCGGAGUUUUGUCAAAAUGGCUGAGAAAUUGCUGUCCCCUUCACUCAUUGUUACUGGGCCACAAUAAUAUUUCCAAUCACGGAGUCAGGGCGCUGAGCGAAACCGUGCCGUUUUCAAAGUUGACGAGACUUGAUCUGUCGCACAACAGAUUCGACGAUAUGGGCGCUGUUGAACUUUUCAACGCGAUUUUUAAGCUUCCGUUGAUUAAGCAUAUUAGAAUUUACGGUAACAACAUCGGAUCGCUAACAGCAGAGGUGAUCGAGAAACUGUUGGAAUUGAAUAUUUUUGAACAGAAAAAUAUUGAUUUGAAGGUGUACAGAGUCGAUGGAAUACCAUGUUUGGCUUAUUACGAAUGUGACUGA
Molecule: messenger RNA, 1203 nt
Organism: Copidosoma floridanum
Lineage: Eukaryota; Metazoa; Arthropoda; Insecta; Hymenoptera; Encyrtidae
Molecular function (GO): protein binding
Source: RefSeq, a predicted model, not a curated record